This is a messenger RNA of Tupaia belangeri chinensis (Chinese tree shrew), 175 nucleotides long. RefSeq names its product PET117 cytochrome c oxidase chaperone (gene PET117). Lineage: Eukaryota; Metazoa; Chordata; Mammalia; Scandentia; Tupaiidae. Gene Ontology annotation, biological process: mitochondrial respiratory chain complex IV assembly. Gene Ontology annotation, cellular component: mitochondrion. The record is from RefSeq and is a predicted model, not a curated record.
AGGCUUCGUGACGGAGUGCUCAGAGACAUUGAGAGGCAGAAUCGGAAAAAGGAAAAUAUUCGUCUUUUGGGAGAACAGAUUACUUUGACUGAGCAACUUGAAUCAGAGAGAGAGAAGAUGUUAUUGGCAAAAGGAUCUCAGAAAACAUGACCUGAAACAACGAAUGUGAAGUAUC